UACGUCAAACCGUCACACAAUUGCAUGACACAAGCUGACACAAGCCGCGUCGCGCUACAGUGCGUGCCACACAGCAUACCACGGCAUACUUUUGUGCUUCAGGUAAACGUCAGCACUGUAAAUAGAAGCACUGGAAAAGUGGAAACGCUUCAUGAAACGGGAAGGCGCCGGCCGUUUUCACGCUGCGCACCAGUGUCUAAAGACUCUAGAGUGCGAUCGGGCUAUUUCAACGUCUCGCCAUCAGAAUUGCAACUAAAUUUUCGGAGUAAUCACGAGAAUGGCCAACUCCCCAGUGGUUAAUCCGGAAAUUCCCUAUGUGGGAAAAGUAGAAGGAGGUCUGAGGGCAGGUACAAUGGUAAAGAUACAGGGCAAGGUACCACCUCAAGCUGUGCGAUUUGCUAUUAAUUAUCAACUCGGACCGACAUUAAAUCCAAGAGAUGAUAUAGCCAUUCAUGUGUCGCCAUGCUUCCCCGAGGGCUUUGUUACCAGAAACCAUAUAGAGUCGAUGAACUGGGGCAUGGAGGAGAAUGCUGGUCCAUUGUGGAUUCAGCCAGGCCAAGAAUUCGAAAUACUGAUCCUGUGUGACCAUUACUGCUACAAAAUCGCCAUCAAUGGCAGACACUUUACAGAGUUUGUCCAUCGAUUGCCGUUUAUAAAAGUUACUCAUCUUGUUAUUGAUGGUGAUGUCGAGAUACACUCUAUUGCAUAUGAACAAGUACCAGUUGAUUCGUUGAGACCCCCUACAGCACCAGAUAAUGUACAAACUGCUAACUUUGGACCACCACCACCAGGUGGUUUAUAUCCAACAAUUCAACCUCAAGGUGGAUAUGGACCUCCUCCUUCGACUGGUUACGGUCCUCCUCCUCCUCCUCCUUCCAGUGCCUAUGGUGGUCCUGAUGGUUAUAAUCCACCAAGAGCCUAUGGCCAUCAUCCUGAUCGUGAGAAAGCAGAGGAAGAGGGCAUCUUUGGAGACUGUAUGGACAAAGUUGGAUUAGCGAUAGGUGGAUUAGUAGCAGCAGGAGGCGUAGCGGCGGCUAUGCACGCAUUGAAUAAAAAGAAGGAAGAAAACGAAGAAAAAGAUCAUGAGAAAUCAGAUGCUUCUAAAUCGAAGACGGAAAGCGAGGGUGGUUUCGGAAGUUUAGCUGGGUCUCUUGGAAUGGCCUUAGCUAGUAGCUUGGCAAGCAACGCCUUGCACAACAACGCACACGGACAACAAGGCUAUCCUUCUCAACAGCAAUCGGGUGGCGGCGGUGUAUUGGAUUCUAUUUUUGGAGCAUUGGGUGGUGGAAGUUCUCAUCAGCCUGGUUAUCCUUCAAAUCAGCCAUCUGGCGGUGAUGGUCUAAGCGGAACAUUAGGAUCUCUACUCGGUGGCGUUCUCGGCGGUGGUGGAGGUCAUCAGCAACCAGCGUAUCAACCUUCAGGAGGAUACGUCGGAUAUCAACCAUCAGGUGGUUAUCCAGGUGGUGGAUACGGCGGUCAGAGUUCUGGCGGAUCGGAUCUAUUGUCGGGAAUAGGAUCUGCCUUAUUUAGUUCGGCUCUGGACGGUCUAAGCAAACGUGGAAAAGAUAAAUCUCAUGACGAACACCGUUCCCAACCGUCUCAUCCGAAUUACGAGCCUCCUCCACCAACACCACCUGCACCGAAAUCAGCCCCGCGCCCAGAAACUCCUCCGUCUUCCGGCGGAAACAAAUUAACCGCGGAUGAAAUUUCAAAGGGACUUGGUUUGGACGAUUAAAUGCUUCGACGAGGCGGAAGAAUUCGGUCCGCAAGUACACUUAUAGUGACGAUUUUAUGCUCUCUUGUUGUUUAAAAGCAUAAUCUAUAAUGUAUCAUCAUGAAUCUCGUUUAUCAAAGUAUGUUAUACGAUAUACAUUUAUUCAUCUCCUAACGCCAGUGGAUUUUUAGUCAUGGCAGCUACAUCAAACGCAAAUGCAAAGAAAUAUUACUCAAUAUUAUAUAUGAAUCUCGUACGUUAUGAAUUCUUCUCAUAUGGAUGUUAAGUAGGACUAAUUAUAAGCUUGUUCUAAAUCGCUUUUAAAGAUUUUAAGGAUGCAUAUUUUAGAUAAGAAUCAAGAUAAAAAUCAAAUACACACUGCUCUUUAUUUAACGCUCAAA
This is a messenger RNA of Monomorium pharaonis (pharaoh ant), 2115 nucleotides long. RefSeq names its product spidroin-2. The coding region runs from base 278 to 1735 and encodes 485 amino acids. The record is from RefSeq and is a predicted model, not a curated record. Gene Ontology annotation, molecular function: galactoside binding; carbohydrate binding. Lineage: Eukaryota; Metazoa; Arthropoda; Insecta; Hymenoptera; Formicidae. The transcript has 6 exons.